CGCGGGCUGAGCGGGGCUGCGGCUCCCGUGGCGGUGCCGGGCAGGGAUGGCUGCGAACCGGGUGGGCAGGCGGCUGGGACGGGGGUCCCCGGCGCGUUCUCCGGGGAGUCCCCGGGCGGAGCCGGCCCGCAGCCCCGGGAUCCAGAAGCGCCAGGCGCGGGUGACGGUGAAGUACGACCGGCGGGAGCUGCAGCGGCGGCUGGACACGGAGAAAUGGAUCGACGGGCGCCUGGAGGAGCUGUACCGGGGCCGGGAGGCAGAGAUGCCGGAUGAAGUGAACAUUGACGAACUCCUGGAGCUGGAUGCAGACGAGGCGCGGGCCGCGCAGCUGCAGGGCAUCCUGAAGUCAUGUCACAACAACACGCAGGCCUUCGUGCAGGAGCUGCUCCUCAAGCUGCGGGGGCUCCAGAAGCAGCAGGUCCUGCAGCGGCGGCCCAGCCCGGAGCUCCAGGAGCGAGUGUGACCCCUGCGGCCCUUGGCGGUGGCAGCUUCCCCCAGACGCGUGGGACCAGCGAGGCCCUGCAAAUCCAGCCUGGGGCCGGGGGUUGCUGCUGGAGCCUCCUGAGGCGACAGCUUGUGCCCCUGCACCUGGGGGUGGCACAGGCCUGGCUGUGCAGUGCCCAGCCCCCUGCCCCCCAGCAGCCCCCUGGACAGUAGCCCCCUGCCCCAGCGUAAAGCUCUGGCGAGCCGAGGGGUUGGGGCUCCGCGGGUGCCUCUGAGUCUGUAAUAAAGCCUUGCUAUGGAGCUGGCCUCGGUCUGCUCCCUGCCGCGGGCACCGGGCUCUGCUGGCCCUGCCUAGACACGCAGCCGGGCCCGGGGCUGGGCUGACCUGGCCAGGACUCGGGUGCUGAGAGCUGCUGUUCCUCUCUCUGGCUGCGGGAGGGAUCCCCAAGCCAGCAGGCCUGGGCUGCAGUGGGGGCAGCGCCCCACCCCUCUGGCUCAGGGCAGGGUGGGGAACCGCUCUUGCUGCACUAUGGCACCUUGUCUCUGGCCCUGUUGUCCUUGCCCUGCCCUGGGGGGGCUGCUCAAUGGCACUUGGCCUGGCAGGGGGCUGGGCUGGGCAGGGGGAAAUGCCCCUGCCGAGGGACCGGGCAGCUGCUGCAGCUCCCUGCACGGGGGCAGCGCCCGGUGGUGGUGGGAAGAGGGGCUCUGCCUGGGCUGGGUCUCCGGCUCGUGCCUCCCCGGGGAGGCGGCUGGGUCAUGCACUGGUACCGGGGUCACUGUGCAGCAACCUGCUGCUGUGCCUCGCCCAGACAGCUGCUUCCUCCUCCUCGCUUUACACCCAGCCUGGGCUGCGGAGCAGCCCUGCCCCCCGUGCCCUCUGGCUCAGCUGGGCUGGUGAGCGCUGCGCCUCGGCUCCAUAUUUAGCCAUGUGCCGGGCAUUCCCUGUGGUCCUAUCCAUCCUGCAGGCGGCUGGCUGGGGCGAGCGCUGGGCUCAUGCCAGCCCCUCCUGGGCGGGGCUGGAGCCGAGCUCCUGCAAGGAGCGGCCGUAGGAGAGUGCCAGCGCAGGGCUCCCUGACCGAGCCGGGGGCAGAUCUGAGCCGUUCGCCUCCCGCGUGGCU
Molecule: messenger RNA, 1562 nt
Organism: Mauremys reevesii (Reeves's turtle)
Lineage: Eukaryota; Metazoa; Chordata; Testudines; Geoemydidae
Gene: PPP1R14A
Product: protein phosphatase 1 regulatory inhibitor subunit 14A
Exons: 4
Coding region: 47-463 (138 amino acids)
Biological process (GO): regulation of phosphorylation
Cellular component (GO): cytoplasm
Molecular function (GO): protein serine/threonine phosphatase inhibitor activity
Source: RefSeq, a predicted model, not a curated record